Messenger RNA from Pseudomyrmex gracilis, 1767 nucleotides. RefSeq names its product cytochrome P450 315a1, mitochondrial (gene sad). Gene Ontology annotation, molecular function: monooxygenase activity; oxidoreductase activity, acting on paired donors, with incorporation or reduction of molecular oxygen; iron ion binding. Lineage: Eukaryota; Metazoa; Arthropoda; Insecta; Hymenoptera; Formicidae. The coding region runs from base 149 to 1753 and encodes 534 amino acids. The record is from RefSeq and is a predicted model, not a curated record. The transcript is spliced from 7 exons.
AUAAAAAGAAAAAAUUGUUGUUACAAUUUGAUAACUAGAGAGUGCGUUGCGAUAUGGAAAACAGAACCGAUUGAAGAACCAGAUAUUGAGCAAGAGCAAGUCGCAGUCGACUCUUCCUCUCGCUCGGCGUAUCAGUGUCGUCGAAGAGAUGCACAUGAUGCGAGGAAUAUCGCAGAGAAUCUCAAUAUCGACAAAUAAACGUUGCGGCAACCUAAACGUUACGUUUUCCAAACUCAAAGCGAUGGGAUAUCACACGCGUUUCUUCGUCUUGGACGGGAAUGUUCUUCCUGUUGGUCUUUCGAGAAACACCGUCGUCGACCACGUUGCGACAAGAUACAUCACGUUAUCGCAACUCUUCGCGCGAGAUCUCGGCACUCUGUCUAGAAAAGAACCGCCCGAAUCGCCAGGAAUUCCCUUCUUCGGGACGAUGCUGUCUCUGGCGAUGGCCGGAGGCGCGCAGAAGUUGCACGAAUACGUGGACAAACGACACAAGGAACUGGGUCCAGUUUUCAGAGAACAAAUCGGACCGGUUCGCGCCGUUUUCGUCAAUUCGCCCGACGAAUUCCGCCGAAUCUUUCUUGGAUUGGAAGGUGCUAUGCCGCAACACUUCUUGCCGGAAUCCUGGAAGUUGUACAACGAGAUCCGAGCGCAGCGCCGAGGGCUGCUCUUCAUGGACGGGUAUGAAUGGUAUUACUUUCGCAAGAUCCUUAACAAGACGAUGCUGCUGCCCGAUUCAACGAAACUGAUGAGCACGCCUUGCCAAGAAGCCGCCGAAAAUCUGGCAAAAAAGUGGAAAGCGCAAAGUCAAAGUGGUUCCACGAUAUCGGACCUGGAGCAUCAGCUGUAUCUCUGGUCUAUUGAAGCGAUGCUGGCGACUCUCAUAGGUUCACGAUGGUUGGACCACGAGAAGCAAUUGCGUUCUGAAGCGAAGAAUUUAGCGCUGAUGCUGCACCAGAUCUUCGAGCAUUCCGCCACCUUGUCGAUGGUACCGGCCAAGCUAGCGAUGACACUCAGAUUACCAGCUUGGACCAAGUUUGUCCGAGCCGCCGAUACGAUUAUGGACAAAGUGUGCAAGCUAGUACCUAAAAUGAUCCAGUUCGACAGCGACGGGCUCCUGCGGACCAUGAUGAGCAACGGGAUUCGCGAUGACGACGCCGUCAGAAUUGUUGCCGAUUUCAUUAUAGCCGCCGGCGACACGACAGCGAUUACGAUGCAGUGGACGUUGUUAUUACUCAGCAGUCGUCCCGAGUUCCAGGAUCAUCUGUUUCACAAAGUCAAACACUUGUCGCUGGAGGAGAUUCUGCGUGAGCAUCUGGUGAGAAGUGUGUGGAGAGAAGCGUUGCGACUACAUCCUGUUGCGCCAUUUCUCACGAGAUAUCUGCCGGCCGACGCCACGAUCGGCGACUAUUCCGUUUCGAAGGGGGACUUGAUUCUCAUGUCAAUUUAUUCGAGCGGUCGCAACGAGGACGAUUUUUCACAACCAAACGAAUUCAAACCGGAACGAUGGAUUAGAACAAAGGAGGGUGGUUAUCAGGGUGUGAAAAACUCGUACGCCAGUUUGCCGUUCGCAAUGGGUGUCAGGAGCUGCAUCGGACGCAAGCUCGCGGAGACACAGAUGUCCCUCGCAGUGGCGCAGCUUGUUAAAAAUUUCAAAAUUGAGUGCAAAAAUCGAGACAGCAUCGAGAUGAUUCUACAUCUGAUCUCCGUGCCGUCGCGACCUAUCGAAUUGAAAUUGACGGAAAGAGAAGUAUAAGAAUGUUCGUGAUU